AUGGAACAUCAUCAUCAUCAUAAUCAUAUAAAUCAAAAUAUACAUGAUAAUAAUGCUACUGACCAUUCCGGACAUGCUCAUAGUGGUCAUUCUAUGUCAUUUCAUUUUGGUUACAACGAAAUUGUACUGUUCGAAUUUUGGGUUAUCGAUAGUUUUAUUGGAAUGACAAUUACUUGUGCAAUUACUAUUCUUCUAUGCUUUAUAAUGGAAGGCAUUCGAUGGUUUCGAGGAGUCCGACCGCCUUAUAAUGUGGAUUUGCACACGGAGCAAUCAUCUGUUGCAAAUAUUAAAUUUGCUCCACACAUCACGUCAGCCAUUUGCACAGAUGCCUUUCUUCAUGCUAUUCAGCUAACACUUAGUUACAUUCUUAUGCUAUUAUUUAUGACUUUUAACACAUGGAUUUGUAUAGCGACUGUUGUAGGUGAAGUAUUUGCUAGGCUUACAUUUGCUGUUGUAUUCAGUGAAAAUCCAAUAAACAAAAAUAAUAAAGUGGACGUGGGAUGUUGUAAUUAA
This is a messenger RNA of Thelazia callipaeda (thelaziosis nematode), 513 nucleotides long. NCBI's taxonomy places the organism in Eukaryota, Metazoa, Nematoda, Chromadorea, Rhabditida, Thelaziidae. The record is from the annotation of a GenBank genome assembly.